CUCUUCGUAAGGAGUGUAGAAUAAACAAAUACAUUUAUUUUGUAAGUGACGCAUUAAGUUACACUUUUUAAGACAACAAAUACAACAAUACAACUCUAUAUUUGUUGUUAUUGACGUUUAAUCGAUCUUUUAGUUGAAUAUUCAAACACACCAGUACCGGAAGUUGUCAUUGGUUCGUUGGUGGUGUUUUGGUUGCUAAGCGACGGGUUGCCGAUCGAUCGAUUAAAGAUGUCGUCGAGUUUCUCCGCAAACCAGUAUGACAACGCUUUCAAAUCGAAUAAACUCCAGAACUGGACGGUACCAAAACACUACAAAAAUGAGCCGUCUCCAGCAGAGGGCCACACUCUAUUUAUAGCCACAGACAGAGGACACCUGCUUCCUGGUGUGAAGCGUGGAUGUCCCUGGACUUCAUUCCAGGGGACCUGGGACUUACCGAGGCAUAUCCCUCCAGUUCACCUUAACCCUACGGCGCGUUCACAGGAGGGUCAGCAGCGCCUCAGGGCACAGGGGCAGGUGCACAGCCCAGUUCCAUCACUCACUGGCAAACUGAAUGUAACCAGUGAAAACAGCAGGACACCACAGUACCAGGUCACUAGUGGUGAAUAUCAGCACAAGGAAAUUUCUGAGAGCAUUCCUGCUCCAGACAGACCCGAACUGGAAAGGCCCAGUCCAGCCCAGUCUAGACCAGCAACUCAGCAAAGUCCAGCCCAGUCUAGACCAGCAACUCAGCAAAGCCAUGCCGUGUCUCGGCCAGCCUCUACACAAAGCCAGGCCAAGUCCAGACCACUGACACAGGCCAGCCAAGAUCAAGAUCUGUAGAGCACCUAAAGCAUGAAAAAAUAGACUACAAGGUAAUGUAAUUAUAGUAUGGAGUUAGUGGUGAAAAUAUGAGUUUGUAUAUCAGAAUCUGAAUAUAAUUUCAAACAGGUUCUGUUCUUUAAUAAAUGCUUACUGAUGUUC
Molecule: messenger RNA, 960 nt
Organism: Hemibagrus wyckioides
Lineage: Eukaryota; Metazoa; Chordata; Actinopteri; Siluriformes; Bagridae
Gene: cfap126
Product: cilia and flagella associated protein 126
Exons: 5
Coding region: 229-819 (196 amino acids)
Biological process (GO): cilium organization
Cellular component (GO): ciliary basal body
Source: RefSeq, a predicted model, not a curated record